CUCCCAUUCGUAUUCUCCACAACACGGGCAGCAGCGCUACAAAGCUCCAGACAAAUUCAGAUGAUCUGUCCCCCGCCCUGAACCACUUCGAAGGAUCUGACGGCAAGAUCUUCAUGUCCAUUAGUCCAGACCGUAGCAAAGAGCAUGAGCGGUAUCGUGGCGCGAACUCGGUGCAGGAUGGUGCGUCAUCGAGACGCAGCAAUUCUACCGGAUUUGUUGAAAAGAUAGGUUUGCUGUGGAAGAACCGCUUCUCGAAAAAAUAUGUUGGUGAUGCCCACAAGCAGAUUAAGCUCGCUGAUGGCAGUACGAUUACGGUCUACGCGCGCGGUACUGAGGGACACUUGAAAGUCACAGAGAAGCCUCAGGUCGAGCCACAUCAAACGCACAAUGUGAUGAAUAACCCACCCAUUCGUCAGAGACUCCGUUCCCUUCCAAGUGGCAGACCAUCUGAGCAACCCCCUAUGUUUCGAUCUCCUUCCCACUCGCAGCAAACUGAUACAGGACUGGAAUCUCAACCAAUCCCCCAUGCAGAAGCAACCCUCCAAAACUUUUCUAGAAACCAAGUUUCAAGCGUCCACCGUAGCCCUUCGAACAUCAAGCGGAAAGCGGCACCCCGAUGGUCUCUUUUCUCUUCGACUGAUCCCUCUGGGCAGCCGCAGACGAUUAGGGGUCGCUCUCUCUCAGGGGUCGAUUCUGACGAAAUUCAAUUGCCUCAUUUUAACUAUUCAGAAGCCACCAACGAACAUCGAAAAACUUUCGAACCUCGUACCAACCACCACUCAGCUGCCGCUACCAGCCCGCCAGCUGCGCGGAGUCGUGUCUCACUGCAAUCUACCGCGGCGCCAACGAUGACGACUUUCACAAGACGUACAUUGAUGACCCCCGAAUCAUCAUUGCUUCAUGUCGAGGACUGGCAUGAAGAAGAACCAGAAUCGCCCACUGCAAGGCAACGAGUGUCCAUUCAUUGGACCCUUCUGUCCCUUGAUGCGCAAUAUCCCAUUGUCAUGGAUUUGUCAAAGCGGAAGAGGGAUCUUGCGCUGGUGACAGAUCCGGAUACCCCAUGGUGGAAUGUGAACUUGCUUUCGAAACCUGCUACGCGUCCUUCAGUCACCAAAUUGAAGUUAGUUUCUCCAAAGACGAUGUCAAUCACUAUCGAAAACGACCAAGGAGUCACUGUUCAUGACGUGAUUAUGCAUCUAUUUGAAACAUUCAGACGCCCUCUUACGUCUGAAGAACUCGAUAUAUUCACGCCUAGCAUGCUGUACCAAGCCCGUGUCGCAUAUUCCGAGAACAGACGCCAUUGGACAGGAAAUCCAGCCAAAAUACCCAACGAGUUGAGGUGGAUUGACACGCUUUUCGAUGAGCCGAUGUUUGCGGGUUUGUCGUGUGACCCCGAGAUUCUUCAACAGCACAGUGGAGAUGCGAUGGAUACCCUUACACUUGUUAUGAAUUUUAAGUCUAGAUGAUCGAUGCACUGCUCGAGACGAGAAGAUCCUUGCAGCAAUUGCUAACUUAUAAUACCCUUUUGAUGAUUAUCUUCAUUAGUAGGUUCAGGCGAUGACUUCACCUCAUUCCACUGUAGCCCAACGUUGAUCCCAGAGUUUGUUGUUUUUGAUUUAGUGUAGUUGAUGCUUUUUAUCCUUCUUGCUUUCAUCAAAUGCCCACCGGCUAAACUCCAGCUAUGUCCUUGCAUUAAUGUUAUUUGCUUUCCAAC
Cantharellus anzutake is the source of this 1714-nucleotide messenger RNA. RefSeq lists its product as uncharacterized. The transcript is spliced from 5 exons. The record is from RefSeq and is a predicted model, not a curated record. NCBI's taxonomy places the organism in Eukaryota, Fungi, Basidiomycota, Agaricomycetes, Cantharellales, Hydnaceae. Bases 114 to 1466 code for a protein of 450 amino acids.